CUCCCUGCUGCCCUGUGUGCGGAAGCUGACCGCCAUCUCCGGAAACUACAAGUCAGCUGCUCGGAGGCUGAUGCUGUUUAUCCCUGAAUAAUCUUGAAGCCAAAUGUCGCCUGUUGUUAGUUUUUUCUUUUUGUAGGGCUUUUCCUCGGAGAAAGAGAACUGACUUGUCUUAUUCACGAACUGAAGAUCUGUGUCGGACUGAAAAGAUGAAGCGAGUGUUUCUCCUCGAGGCUUUCUCUGUGGUUUGUUUUGUUCUGUUGAGCCAGGUGACAGCGAAGAAUUCUGAGGACAUUCGUUGCAAAUGCAUCUGUCCUCCGUACAGAGACAUCGAGGGACAAAUCUACAAGCAGAAUGUUUCUCUGAAAGACUGUAACUGUCUCCAUGUUGUGGAGCCCAUGCCUGUUGAUGGAAAAGAUGUGGAGGCGUACUGUUUACGCUGCGAGUGUAAAUAUGAAGAGAGGAGCUCAGGGACCAUUAAGGUCACGAUCAUAAUGUACCUCUCCAUUCUGGGACUGCUGCUGCUCUACAUGGUCUACCUGACUCUCCUGGAGCCCAUAUUGAAGAGGCGUCUGUUCGGACACUCACAGCUCAUCCAAGAAGAUGAUGUUGGGGAUCAACAGCCUUUUGCCAAUGCUCACAACGUUCUGUCCCGCUCUCACUCUCGACCCAACAUGCUGAACAAAGUGGAGCACGCUCAGCAGCGCUGGAGGAGGCAGGUCCAGGAACAGAGGAAGUCCGUAUUCGACCGCCAUGUUGUUCUCAGUUAAACUACUAUCAUCCCUGUGAUCAAGAGUUACUAAUGGUGGAGCAAAAUACUCAAACAAACAAAAAAAAAAACACUGUGACGAAGCCCUUGAUUUAUGAAUUGCUUGCUUUCUCUUAUUUUUACUCUGUAUCUCAUAAGUGUGAUGCUUCUGAGGUGAUCAACAUGAAGAGUUUGGUCCCAUGCAGGUUUAAAUUCUCAGCAGGGGACUCUUAUUUAGUCUGCAGGCAGCACAAGGGUUAACAGUGAGUCGUUUUUGCACAAUAUUGAAUGAUAUAGCAUUAAAUAGCUCUCUUACAUAGCAUUCCCAAACACUGAAUUUACUGUCUGGUUUGCAGAAGUGCCAUGUCACUGGAGAAGAUACAAAUUUACAGAGAGAAGUUUGUAUUAUAAAUAAGAGAUUACAAUGAAAAUCUCAUGUUGCUAUCUUAUAACAUUUUCUGACUCAGUUUCAAAUGAAGAAAAGUAGUUCAAAGCUGACCAGAGAGAAGUGUCCAGACACUCAUCAGAUUACUGUUCUCUGUUAACAUGUAGCUGACAGAUAUUUUCCACCCUAACACUAAAACAACAUGAAACGACUGCUCUGACCACAGGAGAGAGGACAAAGUGAAAAAUGUAUAUCUUUCAGCCUUCUUUGAAAAAUGCAUGUUUUAUAAAAAAGACUUUUAUAAGUACGUCUUCAAUCCUCCAUCCCUCCCUCCCAUGAUGUUUACUGUCUGGUGUUAACAAUCACUUAAUGCAUUAAAUUUGAUUUGUGAACAUAGUUCCUCUGAACCUUGUCUAUGAAAUUGAUGCAAUUUCUUAGUGAUGUCAUAGUGAACCUAGCUGUGAUAUUGAUCCUCUCCCUUUUCUAAAAUCAGUUCCCUCUUCCACCAUUUAAGCACAUCUAAUGAAUAGUCAUUGAUUUUCUAACAUCGGUUCCAUUAUGAAGCUCCAUCUUGUCCACCAGGCUUCAUUAGAAGACAGUGUGGUGUUGUUCUGAGUUACUUUUGAGUGUGUGAGCAGAGUGGAUGAAGAAGAGUCACUGUCGGCAGACCAAUGGAAGUGUUCUUAACUAUUGUGUAUGUGAUACCUUUAACUUUGAAAUAAACUUGUGUAAUAUUUGUGA
Molecule: messenger RNA, 1871 nt
Organism: Notolabrus celidotus (New Zealand spotty)
Lineage: Eukaryota; Metazoa; Chordata; Actinopteri; Labriformes; Labridae
Gene: tmem9b
Product: TMEM9 domain family, member B
Exons: 5
Coding region: 207-767 (186 amino acids)
Biological process (GO): positive regulation of canonical NF-kappaB signal transduction
Cellular component (GO): lysosomal membrane
Source: RefSeq, a predicted model, not a curated record